Molecule: messenger RNA, 1508 nt
Organism: Cuscuta epithymum
Lineage: Eukaryota; Viridiplantae; Streptophyta; Magnoliopsida; Solanales; Convolvulaceae
Source: the annotation of a GenBank genome assembly
AAAACAUUAAAAUUAUUGUGUAGUUCUCUGUUAGGUGAACAUAGUUGUCUAGAAAAUUGUUGUGUAGUUGUCUGUUAGGUGAACAUAGUUGUCUGAAAUGUUUGAUUUGUAUUUGUGUUAAUUAUACAAGUCAUUCAAAGUACAAAUUCCAGUUCGCAAGCACUUUCCAGCCCAGUUAUCUGUGUGCUCAUAUUUCAGAGAGGCUGUAAGCUUGGUCAAAGCUGCGCUGACAAAGGAUCAAUUGGAAGAAUUUAAAAAUUUGCCAUGGGGCCACCUACUAUCCGUGCCAGACAUGCAAUUUUCAGGCCAAAUCAUCCAUUCUCUAUUGCUGAGGCUAGUCAAGGACCAACCUGAAGACGAGUUGUGGUUCUUGAUUCAAGGGAGGCUGUUGAAGUUUGCGUAUGCUGAAUUCUGUCACAUAUCCGGUCUCAAAUCAUCAACAGAAAACCUUGUCUUCAAUGAUGAUGAAGAAGUGCAUGGGACGCUAAUUGACAAGUACUUUCGUGGAUCCAAGAACAUUACGUACAAAAUGUUAAAGGACAAGUUGAAGUCAUAUAGGCGUACAAAAAGAGGAGAUCCUGUGAAGCUAGUGUCCGUUUGUUACAUUUUGACGGUUUUACUUGCUCGGGAUAACAAAACCAAGAUAAAUUUGGACUAUUUGAAGUGGGCGGGCGAGUUCGAGAAGUUUAAGAUGUAUCUUAUAUGGAUGUCCACCAAAUUCAGGAAAAGCAAUGCCACAACUGCUAAGUUUACUCUAUAUGGAUGUCCUUUUAUUCUACAGGUAUUUUUCUCAUCCAUUUGUAUAUCAUCAAAGAAACUUAAAUAUGGUUGGAAUAUGUGAUUCAUGAGACUUUGAAAUGUAUAUGGUGCAUUGGUCAAACCAAAUGACAUAACUACAAACUCAAAAUGCCCCACAUGUGUUCUAAAUGUUGUUUUUUCAAUAUCUUCUUCCUUCAUCCUUAUUUUCCGGUAGCCACUACUCAAAUCUAUUUUAGAAAAGAUUUGAGACCCAUGUAAUUCAUCUAACAGUUCAUCAAUUACAGGCGGUAAAAUGACAGCCAAAGGUUGUGUACCCCCCCUAUCAGCAGGUGGAGAGUUUCAUGGAUGUCGUUCUUGGUUGAGAUCAGAAGGUCACAGACAAAGCGUGGGGCAGAGUCCGGAACAGAUCUGGAGUGGAGACAAGGAACGGAAGAUGCUACAGUACUGUUGGACCGUCCCCCUCCUGAACCGCCGCCAUGGAGUGCAGGAGAGUUUAGGAUUUGGAAGCAAUAUUUUAACUUUUUUUGCUUGCUAUUUAUUUUUCAUGAUCAGACUGUUUACUUUUAUGUUGGUUACUUUUAUUGUUGUAAGACUUUUGCAUUAGGAUUGGGUGACGAGAGGUUUGUUUUAACCGUCGUUGGAUCAUUUAAGCCCAUUAUAGGAUCAGUGAGUUAUAUUGUUUUUUAUAGGUGAUUGACUCCAAGUCUGGUUCGAGAGCUGACGGUUGUCUGUGACCCUUGUUAUUUUAC